Molecule: messenger RNA, 3797 nt
Organism: Meriones unguiculatus (Mongolian gerbil)
Lineage: Eukaryota; Metazoa; Chordata; Mammalia; Rodentia; Muridae
Gene: Slc1a6
Product: solute carrier family 1 member 6
Exons: 9
Coding region: 1-1695 (564 amino acids)
Biological process (GO): L-glutamate transmembrane transport
Cellular component (GO): plasma membrane
Molecular function (GO): L-glutamate transmembrane transporter activity; neutral L-amino acid transmembrane transporter activity; glutamate:sodium symporter activity
Source: RefSeq, a predicted model, not a curated record
AUGAGCAGCCACGGCAACAGCCUGUUCCUGAGGGAGAGCGGCCAGCGCCUGGGCGGCGUGGGCUGUCUGCAGGGCCUGCAGGACAGCCUGCAGCAGAGAGCACUGCGCACGCGCCUGCGCCUGCAGACCAUGACCCGAGAGCACGUGGGGCGCUUCCUGCGUCGGAACGCCUUCAUCUUGCUCACAGUCAGCGCUGUGAUCAUUGGUGUCAGCCUGGCGUUUGCCCUGCGUCCAUACCAGCUCUCCUACCGCCAGAUCAAGUACUUCUCUUUCCCGGGUGAGCUGCUCAUGAGGAUGCUGCAGAUGCUCGUGCUCCCUCUCAUUGUCUCCAGCCUCGUCACAGGUAUGGCUUCCCUGGACAACAAGGCGACGGGGCGGAUGGGAAUGCGGGCAGCUGUGUACUACAUGGUGACCACAGUCAUUGCAGUCUUCAUCGGCAUCCUAAUGGUCACUAUCAUACAUCCCGGGAAGGGCUCCAAGGAGGGGCUGCACCGCGAGGGCCGCAUUGAGACUGUUCCAACAGCUGAUGCUUUCAUGGACCUGGUCAGAAAUAUGUUUCCACCUAAUCUUGUGGAGGCCUGCUUCAAACAGUUUAAGACACAGUACAGCACACGGAUGGUAACCAGGACGAUUGUAAGGACAGAGAAUGGGUCAGAGCUGGGAGCCUCCAUGCCUCCCCCACCCUCAGUAGAGAAUGAAACCAGCAUCCUGGAAAAUGUCACCAGGGCCUUGGGCACCUUUCAAGAGGUGAUGAGCUUUGAGGAGACUGUGCCUGUACCUGGCUCGGCCAAUGGCAUCAACGCCUUGGGCCUCGUGGUCUUCUCCGUGGCCUUCGGGCUGGUCAUUGGUGGCAUGAAGCACAAAGGCCGUGUCCUGAGGGACUUCUUCGACAGUCUGAAUGAGGCCAUUAUGAGGCUGGUGGGCAUCAUCAUCUGGUACGCACCUGUGGGCAUCCUGUUCCUGAUUGCUGGGAAGAUUCUGGAAAUGGAAGACAUGGCUGUCCUUGGAGGUCAGCUGGGCAUGUAUACCCUGACUGUCAUCGUUGGUUUAUUCCUUCAUGCUGGCGGCGUGCUGCCGCUCAUCUACUUCCUUGUUACUCAUCGGAACCCCUUUCCUUUCAUUGGGGGAAUGCUACAGGCCCUCAUCACAGCCAUGGGUACUUCUUCCAGCUCUGCAACCUUGCCUAUCACUUUCCGCUGCCUGGAGGAGGGCCUGGGCGUGGACCGCCGCAUCACCAGGUUCGUGCUGCCUGUGGGAGCCACGGUCAACAUGGACGGCACCGCACUCUACGAAGCCCUGGCAGCCAUCUUUAUUGCGCAAGUCAACAAUUACGAGCUCAACCUUGGCCAGAUCACCACAAUCAGCAUCACAGCUACGGCUGCCAGUGUAGGAGCAGCUGGCAUCCCCCAGGCAGGACUGGUCACCAUGGUGAUUGUGCUCACGUCUGUCGGCCUGCCCACAGAGGACAUCACACUGAUCAUAGCUGUGGAUUGGUUCCUUGACCGACUUCGUACGAUGACCAAUGUGCUGGGGGACUCAAUUGGAGCGGCCGUCAUUGAGCACUUGUCCCAACGGGAGCUGGACCUGCAGGAGGCAGAGCUGACUCUCCCCAGCCUGGGAAAGCCCUACAAGUCACUCAUGGCACAAGAGAAGGGAGCAUCGAGGGGUCGGGGAGGUAACGAGAGCGUCAUGUGAGAAGCUUCUAGCUCUCUGUGCCAGGAGGAGGGAAGGGGCUGGGAGGGGAGUCCUGGGGACCAUGUGUUGCCCCGCUGACUGUGGGCUGAACAUACAUGUUCUGUGUGGCUUCUCUGGGGACUGCUGAGAUAAAAGAGAGGGAAUGAAAGGUAUCCAAGGUGUAUUCAUCACUGUUGCAUUUGUGUUCUCCAAAUACAAAAACAGCCCAAGGGGAGGAAGAUUUAUUUUGGCUUAUGGUUACAAAGGUUCACCAGAGUAGGAAGGCAUGGAGGAAAAGAGCAGCUCACUUCGUGCGUGGUGGUCAGAAACCAGAGACAAGAAGAAAUGAAAAAUGACCAAGGCAGGAUACAGUUCCUCAAGACAUCCUACCUGUGACUACUUUCUUCAACUAUACCCUUCCUCCUAGUUUUUACCUCUUUCCAAAACAGCAAUCACGUUAUGGAAACAUCAAGGGAAUGAUUCAUUCAUUAAGUCAGAGCCCUCACAAAGCAGUCAUUUCUCAGACACACAAAGUGUGCUUUAAGAAUUUUCUGGACACUUGUUUCGGUACAGUCCAGCUGUACAAGAAAGUUCAUCAUCAUAAAGGUCUCUGUUCAUCUCUGAGUGUGCUGAAAACUUGAAGGAUGGUGUGAGAAAAAAGGGGAAAGAAACAUUUGAAAUUGGGGGAGGAAAACCUUCAAGUUCAGCAAGAAAGAUCAACUUAUUCUUUAUGUGGUGAAGCUGACAAGGGCAAAGAAAAAUGCCUGCUGUUUCUUGUGAUAAAGUUAUGUGUGGAUUUUGUCUUGAGAUCCUAAAGACCACAUUCAGAUUUAAUGACUCAUUAAUAAGACUCAAAGAACUCAAAAAGCCACUCUCCUCUCACAUACGGUUUAUUCGGGUUCCAAUUGAAAACAACAAAGACAAGUGGUUGGGGCUGGGGUGGGAUGGAUCAGAUGCACGUUUCCAGUCCCUUUCUAGUGAAGUCAUGGAACCCAAUGGCGUCUUCCCACAGCAUAGGUGGCAACAUGCAUGACGCCCUGAUGUCUUAGUUCUGUUUCUUGUGGUGACAACACACCCAGACAAAAGCAACUUAAGAGCCAAAGGGUUUAUUUGACCCUUACUUCUUGGUUAAAGUCCACCAUGGCAGAGAAGUCAAGGUGGCAGGAUGUCAAAGCUGCUCUUGACAUCCACAGUGAAGAGCAGAGAGAAUGAACGUGUGCUUGCUCAUGCUCCUUGGAUCUCAUUAAGUUUAAAGUCCAGCCCAUAAAACUGGGUGGCCCACAUUCAGGGCAGAUCUUCUUGUCUCAAAUAACUCAAUUAAAAUCCCUCACAUGCCCCCGGGGAAACACAGUCUCAACAAUUUCUCAUCGAGAUUUCUUUCCACUUGAUUCUAAACUGUAUCAAAUUGACAGUUAAGACUGAAAACCAUGAGGAAAUGCACAUGCACCUUGGGGCCUUGUCGCACAGGCAUGGAACACCCACUGACUCAUCAUUUGUCAGUGUCUGGAGUGGACAGUCCACUGCAGUGUGGUCCAGGGCACCAACUGCAUAGUACUAGGCACUGACUUGAUAGUCAGCAUGCACUCUUGAGUAUGGCCGUGGGUCCCUGUUUUAUUUGACACUUUGUCAGGACAAUCAUUCCAAACAUUAGAGAUGUUUUAGUUUCAUUUCUGUUGAUUUAGUAAAACACUUGGUCCAAAAUCAACCUAGGGAGGGAAAUGAUUUAUCUGCUGUAAAAUUACCACGGAGGGAAUCGAGGCAGGAAGUGGAAGGCGGGCCUGCUCCUAUUUUACACAGCAUUAUCUGCAACCAAGAAACCAGUUUGUAGCCAAAGGAGUGCCACAGGAACUGUGGAGGAUGCUGCAUGCUAGCUGGCUGACAGGCAGACAUCUGCCCAGCUGGGCACUGCUCACAGCGGGCCACAUCAAUCAAUAAGACAUCUGUCUUAGUCAGUGGUUUAUUUUCGUGAGGGGACGACAUUGCCACAGUCCUUUAUUAAAAGAAAGCAUUAAAUUGGGACUUGCUUAGAGUUCAGAGGUUUGGUCUGUUUUCAUCAUGGCAGGGAGCAUGGUGGCAUGCAGGCAGACAUGGUACUGGGGAGAAGAAUCUGAGAGUUCUCCAUC